Molecule: messenger RNA, 2493 nt
Organism: Scleropages formosus (Asian bonytongue)
Lineage: Eukaryota; Metazoa; Chordata; Actinopteri; Osteoglossiformes; Osteoglossidae
Gene: hdac10
Product: histone deacetylase 10
Exons: 20
Coding region: 278-2365 (695 amino acids)
Biological process (GO): epigenetic regulation of gene expression
Molecular function (GO): deacetylase activity
Source: RefSeq, a predicted model, not a curated record
CAGAAGGCAGGAUUUUAACCACGUGGAUUUUCUGCGCGUCGGGGCCUUGAAGAAACUGAAUCGACUUUCCCCUCUGCUGAAGUCGAGUAAUUUCCGUUGCGGUUCUUAUUGUUUUGCACACAAUAACUUAGGUACUGUUUAAGGACAUAUUUGCAGUAACAACUUAAUUAUCUUCUCGAGUCUUAAGCGUUGAGAGACCACAUUCUAUGCAUGCAAAGCGUAAAGCGUUCACUUCCGCGAUAACUCUGCUCUGUCAAUGUUGUAGGUCUUGGAAGAGAUGGCCUCGGGGACGGCUCUGCUCUACGAUGAGGAGAUGACCCGCUACCAGCUUCUCUGGGACUAUCCAGCGUGUAAGAUCGAGUCUCCCGAGCGGCUCACGGUGAGUCACGAAGCGCUGCAGACCACGGGCCUGAGCGGACGCUGCGUCUCCCUGCCUGUCCGCCAGGCCACGGAGGAUGAGAUCCUGCUGGCCCACAGCCAGGAGUAUCUGGAGUCUGUGAAGAAGACCCCUUCCAUGAGCCUGGAGGAGCUCGUUACGUUCACUCAGCAGUAUGGAGAUGUCUACUUUCACCCAAACAUUUACCACUGCGCCAAGCUGGCAAUCGGCGCCACGCUGCAGCUGGUGGAUGCCGUGAUGACUGGAAAGGUGAGGAACGGCAUGGCGUUGGUCAGGCCUCCAGGACACCACAGUCAACGCAGUUUGGCCAGCGGCUUCUGCGUGUUCAACAACGUGGCCAUCGCUGCCCUCUACGCCAAGAAACACUUCAAUGUCCGAAGGGUGCUCAUUGUGGACUGGGACAUUCACCAUGGACAAGGCCUGCAGUAUUGCUUUGAGGAGGAUUCUGAAGUACUGUAUUUCUCCUGGCACCGCUAUGAGCACCAGCGCUUCUGGCCCAACCUCCGCGAGUCCGACUUUGACGCCGUGGGCAAGGGGAAGGGAGCAGGCUUCAAUAUCAACCUGCCUUGGAACAAGGUGGGAAUGGGCAAUAGCGAUUACCUUUCGGUUUUCUUCCACGUGCUUCUGCCCAUUGCCUAUGAGUUCAACCCUGAAUUGGUCCUGGUGUCAGCUGGGUUUGACUCUGCCAUCGGAGAUCCAGAAGGUCACAUGUGUGCCACCCCAGAUAUCUUUGGACACCUCACCCAUCUGUUGAUGUCUUUGGCUAGUGGGCGACUCUGUGCCAUUUUGGAGGGAGGGUACAACCUGACAUCUCUUGCCCAGUCAGUGUGUCAGACGGUGCAGACUUUGCUGGGCGACCCUCCCUCCCGUAUUUCAGGACUGAGCAGCCCGUGUCAGAGCGCUCUGGAGUCCAUUCACUGUGUCCGUGGUGCUCACCAGCAGUACUGGACUUGUCUCAAAUAUGCGGAUGUCGGCCCACAGCUUGAAGCCAGUACCAAGUGCCCCAGGCUGGAGGGGGUUAUUGGAGAGGCUGAUGAGGAGGGCACGCAAGCAGAGGAGGCUCAGAAGGAGGGAGAAAUCAAAGAGAUUGCGUGGCCAGAGCCCCCGUCCCGGAUGGCACCACCAGUCCGCACUGGAGUAGUGCUCCCCACUGGUCUGGAGGACCAUGUCCCAGCUAGCUGCCUGCGUGUGACCACAAUUCCACUGACAUCCACCGAGGCAGCCAAAGGACUAAGUGAUCCAGCUGAUCCAAAGCUGAAGGAUGAUAAGGUUCUGCAGUCCCUCGGAGGUGUGUCGUCCCUCCUGGAAAAGAUUGAAAAAAAGGAGGUGCGCAAUGGCCUCGCUGUGGUUCCGGACCUCUCCCUAGCGGUGGCCUUUGGUGUCCAGCAAGCCCUGACCUCCUUCACAGACAGGGUGCUGCUGGUGUUCCUGGGCAGCAAUCCACCGAUUGAGCUACAGGAAGAUGGUCGGGUGAUGCUGAUACAGUUCUGCUGCACAGAGCAGCUGGAAACCAAGUCUAAAUUCUACAUUCCUGUUUGCCUGAAGAAGCAGAGCCCCAGUGAUGUGCCAGGGUUCCUAUAUGCUGUGCUGACCCUUCUCCUGCCCCUCGCGUAUGGCUAUGACCCUGGUAUGAUCCUGGCAGCCACCAGAGAGCGUGAUGGAGUUGGGUUAGCAGCCUGGGCCCAGCUCAUUGGCCUGCUGCAGGGUCUCGCCCAAGGCCACACACUGGCCCUCCUGCUGCAGGGUGCUGAGGAGGUGACUGUGAAGGCCACGGCUGCCUCUCUGCUGGGGGAGCCGACACCCACUCUGGGUCCCCUCGGUGUCCCCCUCCUGGAGAACGUCAAAGCCGUGGAGAAACAGAGGCAGAGGCUGCAGGCCCACUGGGGACUGCUGAAGGCUGCAGAUGAGGACCACCUACGGGCCACCUGUGGACACACUGAGGAUGAAUACUCUGGUGUGUUGCCAUAAGGACCUUGUCUCUAUUCGCACAGCACCUGGAAGAGAUGAGAGUUCAUAAAACUGAUGGUGUCUGCAGGGUUCCACAGCCAGGGGGGGCACUCCUUAUCCAGCACCAAAAUAAAAUGUUUUUAAAUUGC